This is a messenger RNA of Sorghum bicolor (sorghum), 1347 nucleotides long. RefSeq lists its product as uncharacterized. The record is from RefSeq and is a predicted model, not a curated record. Gene Ontology annotation, molecular function: nucleic acid binding. The coding region runs from base 24 to 1331 and encodes 435 amino acids. NCBI's taxonomy places the organism in Eukaryota, Viridiplantae, Streptophyta, Magnoliopsida, Poales, Poaceae. The transcript has 3 exons.
UUUUCUACUUCUAUUUUCUUGCUAUGGCUGCAUUUGAUUUAAACUUGCCAUUAGGGAACAAUGACUUGGGAUUUGAUCUAAACGUUGGCUUACAAGAAGAUGGCAAUAUUGGUUUUGACUUGAACUUGCCAUUAGAUGAGUAUGGUGCGGUGGAUCUCAACUUCUUACAAGGAAACAUUCAUGAAAAUGUUGCGGCUCCCAUUCAAGUAAACCGUCAAAAGAUUCAGAUGACCGAAGAAGUCCGAAAACAAGUGUACCAAGCAUUGUUGGCUAGAAGCAAGAAUGGCAAACUUGGCAAGAAAGAUACAACAAUAGUUGCUAAUCAAUUUGGAUUGAAAGUUAGAUCGGUUCAGCGCUUAUGGAAGAGAGGUAAAACCCAACUUGCUAAUAAUAUUCCGGUGGAGGUUGCUAGUAGAAAGAGGGGUAGAUGUGGUCGUAAGUUGAUUCCUCUUGACUUAGAACAAUUGCGCAACAUUCCUCUCAAGCAACGAAUGACCAUAGAAGAUGUUUCUAGUAGACUUGGGAUUAGCAAAUCUAGGAUACAAAGAUAUUUGAAGAAGGGAAUGCUUAGGCGGCACUCUAGUAGCAUCAAACCCUACCUCACUGAUGCUAACAAAAAGACUAGGUUGAAGUGGUGCAUUGACAUGAUUGAGCAAGGUUUGCUUGAUGACCCAAAGUUUAAGGAUUUUUUUGACUUUGUGUUUAUUGAUGAGAAGUGGUUCUACCUUAGUCAAAAAUCUGAGAAAUACUACUUGCUACCCGAGGAAGAUGAACCACAUCGCACUUGCAAAAACAAAAAUUAUAUUCCUAGGAUCAUGUUUUUGUGUGUGGUUGCUCGGCUAAGAUUUAGAGAUGGAGAAUGUGUGUUUGAUGGAAAAAUAGGUUGCUUUCCACUUGUCACUUAUGAAAGAGCUAUUAGAGAUAGUGGCAAUCGCCUACGUGGAGCUCUAGUAGUCAAGCCAAUUCAAUCAAUUACAAGAGAUGUGAUAAGAGAUUUCAUGGUGAAUAAAGUGUUGCCGGCAAUUCGAGCCAAGUGGCCAAGAGAGGAUGUGGACAAGCCUAUUUUCAUACAGCAAGAUAAUGCACCUUCUCAUUUAAAAGUUGAUGAUCCUCAGUUUUGUGAGGUUGCUAAACAAGAUGGGUUCGACAUUCGGCUUAUAUGUCAACCACCCAAUUCUCCAGAUUUUAACAUUCUAGACUUGGGGUUUUUUCGGGCUAUUCAAGCUAUUCAAUACAAGAAAAAUGCAAAAACAAAAGAAGAUUUAAUUCCAAUCGUGCAGCAGGUACAUUCAUCACAUGUUCUCUUGUUACAUUUCAUCGUCAACAACUAAAUGGAUUACUCAUUGU